This is a messenger RNA of Coniophora puteana RWD-64-598 SS2, 420 nucleotides long. RefSeq lists its product as uncharacterized. Gene Ontology annotation, molecular function: peptidyl-prolyl cis-trans isomerase activity. Gene Ontology annotation, biological process: protein peptidyl-prolyl isomerization. The transcript is spliced from 5 exons. Bases 1 to 420 code for a protein of 139 amino acids. The record is from RefSeq and is a predicted model, not a curated record. Lineage: Eukaryota; Fungi; Basidiomycota; Agaricomycetes; Boletales; Coniophoraceae.
AUGCAGGUCAUCAAGUUCUGGUUCUCCCUGCUCGUCCUUGCCGUCUCCGUUCUUGCGGCUGAGGCACCCACGGAGCUCCAGAUUGAGACCACUUACAAGCCUGAGGAUUGCUCCGCCAAGGCUGAGCACGGUGACCAAAUCAAAGUCCACUACACCGGAAAGCUUUUCUCGAACGGAGAGAAGUUUGACUCGAGUCUCGAUCGGGGCAAGCCUUUUGGCAUCAAACUCGGUGUUGGUCAGGUCAUCAAGGGAUGGGACGAGGGCCUUAAGGGGAUGUGCGUCAACGAGAAGCGCACCCUUACCAUUCCUCCUGACAUGGCAUAUGGUUCUCGCGCCAUUGGCCCUAUUCCUGCUAACUCUGCCUUGGUCUUUGACGUUGAGCUUUUAAGUCUGGAGAGCUCCCGCAAAGACGAGCUUUAG